CUUUUCCAGUUUAAUGCGUUUAUAUAUUUCAUUUUGAUAAACAGUAUUUAACGAACGAUGAGUUUAAGCAUUUUGGUGGUGACCAUCGAUUCUAAAUUAACUUAUAAUUUCAAACUGUUUGGCAACACUACACCAGAUACACAACGUACUUGUGAUAUUUGUAAAAGUAAAUAGAGAGGACAGAAAGGAAAAUUAUUCUAUUUGGAAAAUAUAUGAAUUUGCGAAAUAAAUUAGUCUUUUUGAUAUGUAAAUGUAAAAUUUUCAACGAUGCCUCAAAUUUAUAGUGCUACUCCUAUAUACCUGGAACAAACAAUUAAUGAUGAGUUCUAUUCUGAUAGAGAAAUAGAACAUAGUUCUAACUGUUUAGAACCUCCUCCCAAUUUUAAUUCAGAAGCAUCGAAAAACGAUGGUUGUUAUAGUCUCUUUGGAACUGUUAGUGAUGAAGAAGAUCGUUUAAUUUCAGGUUGUGACCCAAAUGUAAUCACAGAAAAUUGUUUUCAAGUAACUAAAAAUGAAAGUGAUAGUGGGUGUGGAAGUGGAAGCGAUGAAGAAGAUCGUUUAAAUUCAGGAUUAUCUUCUGUUAGCGAUGAUCAAGAUCGUUUAAAUUCAGGAUUAUCCUUUGUUAGCGAUGAUCAAGAUCGUUUAAAUUCAGGAUUAUCUUCUGUUAGCGAUGAAGAAGAUCGUCACAAUUUGGGAUUAACUUCCGUUGAAGGUGACUCAAAUAAUAUCACAGUACCAGUUACCCAGUUGAACACCACAGAUUCGUUUGAUUUUUGGAAUAAAACAAGUAGUAAUGUAAAUAACAUUAAGCAUCAAAAUAUUAAAAAAUCAGCAGACCGUAAUUCGGUUACUAAAUCAGUUAUAAAAAACAAGGAUCAUGAUGAGGGAGAUUUUCUUAAUUUGUUGCCAGGCGAUCUUAAUGUUAAAAAUUCAGAUCUUAAAAGGCAAGAUAUACAAACCCUAAAAAGUUUAGAUCAGAAAAAUGUAAAUUACAGUGAUUGUGAUUUGAGUUUUUAUGAUUUAUUUAAUGGCAUAAGCAGUAAACCUGACACUAAAAUGGUUAACUCAAUAAGCAUUCAAAAAGAUUUGUUAAAUGAAAAAACUUGUUGCAAUCCUUUUCCUGAUAAAUUUAUUAAUUCAUUGGAUAAUUUAUCACCUGAAAUCGAUAACACUUAUUCUGAUUUGUUCAGUUCACUAUCUUUAAGUAGCUGCGAAGAUGACUCGAGUAUUUUGAAUAAGGCAGAAAACAGUAACUCGGAUAAGUUAGAAAAUUUUUCAACGUGUAAUAAUUCACUUAUACCAUCUUGUGAAAAUGAUGAAACCCUAUCUGAUUUGUUAGCUUCUAUUUGUGUUGAAAGUACUAAUGUCGAUGAGAAAAAUAAUUCUUCAUUUUCUAACAAUGCUAAAUUAAUAGAUGCUAAAUCUAAUGAUAUUGAGGAUAAUAAAAUUUCUUUGGCAUCAUUGGCAGAAGAAUACUUAUCAUCUAAGGCUUCAAAUUGUUUUUUGCCUAUAUCUCAAAAAGAUGAAUAUAUAGAUUUAACUGAAAAUAUAUUAAACUCUGAGAAAAUUUCAUUGACUAAUCUAUGUCCUUCGGAUAAUGAAAAUACUCAAGAUUUGUUUGAUAUGUGUGAUUUGUUUGCAGCUGUUAAUGAGAAGCUCGAUGAUCCUGAUAAAAUAUAUUUCAAUGGUACAACUAAUGAUACUACCUUAAAGUCUGAAUUAAAUAAUUUAAGGUCACAGACUGAAUGCAACACAAAUGAAAACGAAGUUGCAUUAUUUGCUGAAAAAUACUUUCAUAAUGAUGAAUCUUCUGAAGAUGAAACUGAUGGAAGCAUAGAGAUUGAUUUGACUUCAUGCUUAAAAUCUGAUAAGCUUUCAAGUUCACCCCUGAAAAGUCUAAAUAUUACAAAAGAGGAAAUUAUUAUAGAUGCAAAUUCUGAUCUAUCUCCCUUACGUUCUUCUCCGCCCCUAUUAAUGCAAGAAACAAAUGAAAUAUAUUCGCCACUUCUGAAAAGUAAGAGAACUAAAUCUAAGCCAAGUUUAUUUUCAAAAGCUUUGUCUUGUAAACCGAAGAAAGACCAGCCUGCAGUUCUUAAAGUAUUAAGUAUACAGAAACAAAUUUGUGAACGCCUUUUCAACCCACCCCAACUAUCUGGUAUUAUUUUAAAGCCUAAAAAAUCAGCUAUUUGUCCAGCUGACGACUUCAUAUUUUCUACACUAGGCCGUCGUAUUUUUGAACAUGGAAAAUUUCAGGAAGUGAGAUAAAAAAAAUUGGUUGUGAAUUUAUUUCCUCUUAAAGUGGUUGUAUAUAAAUAAAAAUUUAUAAAUUUGAGGAGUAAUAAAUUGUGCACAAAUAGUUAUAUUAAAUUAUUAUUUAUAAUUUUAUUAUUUUUCUUUUCGAGUUAUUUUAAAGAGUA
Messenger RNA from Parasteatoda tepidariorum (common house spider), 2417 nucleotides. RefSeq lists its product as uncharacterized. The record is from RefSeq and is a predicted model, not a curated record. Lineage: Eukaryota; Metazoa; Arthropoda; Arachnida; Araneae; Theridiidae.